AAGGCGCCCGGGGGCUGCUGUGGAAGGAAGAGGAGGGGGCGGGCGGGAUAACUGUUGUGCGCUCACCGGCUGGGGAAGCGCGAGUGAGGAGCUGCGGGUAAACACGCGAAGGGGAAGCGCUGCCGUGCUCAACUACCUCAGGAGUGGAUCCAUCGUGGCAUUAGCAUCCCGUUUUUCCAGAUACAUUCCUGGAGUGCUUGUUCUCUCUGUGUGUUCUGCUUUCCCUUCCCACAACUCACUUCAAUGCCUGCAUGGAAGAAUAAACCGGUCAGAGGCGUCUCUCAGUCUCAUUCACUUUCCAGUCUGCUGGAAUAGUCUUCUGUCCAAGCACUGUGGAAGAUAGCAGGGGCAGCAGCUAUUGGUUUUCAUCCUCUCUACGCGCAUCUAUAAAGGGGUCAAGGCCCUCUCCUUUUGACAAUGAUGAAGACUGAAGGCAAAGGAGAGAGGACUUUGCGAAGUGCUUCUCCACACAGAAAUGCCUAUAAAGCUGAUUUUCAUGCUAUUAAGUGCAGUUUUGAUUCAGUGAAUCCUGAUAAUGCUUCAAACAAAUCUGGCCCUCAGCAAAAGCUGACCAGCUCAUCCAACGGAGGAGGUAAUGACCCACAUGUUCGUGGCAGAACUGUUACCUAUGGCAACAGAGUUCACAAGAUCAAAAACAUGUUCAUGCAGAUGGGUGGCUCUUCCACACCACCUUGUUGUGAGAAUAGCCUUCCCUCUGAGCCCAAAAUCAUCACCAAAACAGCUUCAACUGACCCUGCACCUCCUUCUCCCAGUAGCCCAUCUUUCCUCUGUGUUCAGAAAAAUAACCUGCUCAACAUUGGCACUGUUCCCUUUACCACUUCUCAGGAUUCUUUACCUUCAGCUUCAUUCACUGACAAAAUUAUUAGCAACAAUGAUGAAGGAAAUCUAGACAAGGCUGCACUGGCAGAGAAGUUUUCUGAAACUAGGAAACUAUUUGAAAGGAACAUAAAGCCAAGUUCAUUGGACAGAUGCACUUCCAACAAAGGUGACAGGAAUGAAGACAGGAGGAGACAUGGAUCUGCCUCUUCUGACUGUAGUAAUGCAAUAGAUCCCUUAAAUUUCAAUACUGAUCUGAGCUGUCAGCUUGUCACAGACAAAGCAGAUAGUCAAGAAAGUAAUGAACACAAAUUGCAGCAGUCAAGUGGUAGCUAUCGAUCCUCCUUACUGAAUGCUGGACCUAUUUCUAGAAGACUGGAGAAUUUCUUGGCUGAUAGUGAUGGUGAGGAGUCCAAAGACACUUUGAAAAAUGAAGACUCUUUUAGCCCUGUCCAGACAGUGUCUUGCAGCUGGGAAUUGCCAGUGGUUACGGAAGAACUCUGCUUGAAGCAAAAUCAGCCUACCGCAACACCUGACCUUUUGAGUGGCAGUAGUGUUAAUAAAAGAGAUGAACUGGGUAAGACCACUGAGGAAGCAUCUGAAAGAGAUCAAGCAACUUCUAAAAGGAACCAGCAGGGUGCAAGCAGUGUACCCACUAAAGUUGAUAGAGCCCCCAUAAAAAUCUCUCAGGUAGAAGUAGUUAGAGCUGAACUGAUUAUGGUGCAGAAUAGAAAUUUAGGAAAUGACAGUGGAAUUGUGGGAGAAGUUAAUGUCUUCCAGAAGGAAAAACCACUCAGAUUCCCAAGUUGGGAAGGGGAAGGAAAUGGUCUUACACUUGAAGAAACAGAGGAACUUAGUAUGUGUAGUGAGUCCAGUCAGAAGGAAGGGAAAGAGGUAGCAGAUCUGGAAGAAGCUCAAACAAGAGAGCAGGACCGUGUAGUACAAGUAGGAGAUAGUGAAGAUGAAGAAGGACAAGUAGAACAGAGAGACAAUUUUAGUGGAUUUUGUUCUAGUUCUUUUGGGAUAGAGAAUGCAGCUUUUGAUGAUGAAAGAGAAACUGAGUUGAGUCAGGACCCUGAUGGAGGAGAAACUUUACCAGAUGAGGAAUACAACUGCUACAGUGAUUAUGAGGAAUUUCCUGGACUCUCUGAGGAAGAAGAUCCUGAUCCAGAGAGAAAAGUAAAGUUUUCAUCAGCACCAAUCAAGGUGUUCAGUACUUACUCAAAUGAAGACUAUGAUAGACGCAAUGAAGAGGUUGACCCUGUGGCAGCAUCAGCUGAAUAUGAACUUGAGAAAAGGGUGGAGAAAAUGGAGGUUUUCCCAGUGGAAAUUGAAAAAGGUGACAGUGGAUUAGGUAUCAGUAUAAUUGGAAUGGGUGUUGGUGCAGAUCAGGGACUAGAAAAGCUGGGCAUCUUUGUAAAAACAAUAACUGAAGGCGGAGCUGCUCAGAAGGAUGGUCGAAUCCAAGUAAAUGAUCAGAUUGUUGAGGUUGAUGGUAUCAGUCUUGUAGGUGUUACCCAGUUUUUUGCAGCAACUGUAUUAAAAAAUACAAAAGGCACAGUCAGGUUCCUGAUUGGAAGAGAAAAACCAGGAACUCAAAGUGAAGUAGCUCGCCUUAUCAGUGAGACUUUGGAACAGGAGAGAUGCUUAUAUGAGCAGCAGUUUGCCCAUGAUGAUACAGAACAGGAUGAUGAUUAUGAUGAUGAAGAAGAUUCAUUUGAAUCACAUUUACAUGGAAAAUCUGUGGAAGUGUUCUAUCUUCCUGAAAAUGAAGAUAUUAAUUUACCACUAGACAUGGAUUCGGCACAAUUUCUGCUGAAGUUUAAAGAGUUACAGUUAAAACAUGCUGUUACAACAGCUGAAGUUAACCAACUUAAGGAAAAGUUAAAAGCAACAGAAGCUGAAAAGGCUGAAUGGGAGUUAAGUAAAUCCCAGCUCCAGGAAACUUUAGAUGAGAACAAAGAAAAAAUAAAGAAGUUGGAAACGUAUUGGUUAGAAGCGCAAAGUUUGUGUAAAACAGUCAAUGAACAUCUUAAAGAAACCCAGGAACAAUAUGAUACAUUGGAGAAAAAAUACAACAAAGCCAAGAAAUUACUCAAGGAAUAUCAACAGAAAGAAGUUGAACUCAUUAAAAAAGAAGAGGAUCAUACAAAAAUUCUUGAAGAGAGAAACCAGGAGCAUGCAAAUCAACUGAAAAUAUUGCAGGAGAAGAUUACAGAGCUUGAAGAUAAAUUAAAAAUAUAUGAGAGACUCCCUUAUCUCUUUGGAAAUAGUGUUUUGUUAACAACUGACACUUCAAGUUGUGAACAACUGACUGAGCAUCUUAAAGUGAAAGAUGAUGUUCAGGAAAUUGAGUCUUCAAUAGAGAAAUUAGAUUUUUCUGAUUUUGAUACCUUUGUUGGGGACACACCAAGGUUAGACACCAGUGCACAUAAAGCAAAAGCUCAGCUUGCCUUGAAAGUAAAACGUCAGCCUCCUUCUCGGUCAAAGCUAAAAGAAUCUCUUGGGGCUGGACAGAAGGAUGCAAACUCACAGGAUGUGGAUGAUGAUGAUAAUGAUGACUAUAUCCAGGAAAAUAUCCAGAACAAGUCUUCAGAAGUGACAGAAAAGAUAACAUCAUCACAGCAGAGUGAUGUAGAUCAAAGAGUUAAUAAACAAGAGUGUGCUGAAAACACCUACAGUUUGUUAGAAUCAAGUCCAUCUGUUUCUGUGCACUCUUCCCCAGUGUAUAAGCCACACACAGAGAAUAAUUCUGGAUCAACCCAGUCAGCUCCUAAUGAUGAUACUACUCCAAAUUCUCCAGGAUACUGCAGAAAUGUUAAGCAGAGAGAAUCAAAAGGCAAAGGAAAAUCAAAUAAAGAUGACAAACGAAUUGAAGAAAAAGCUGAAUCCAAUGAAGGUACAUCUGGGGGGAAGUCCAAAAGGCGUUUUCCAGAUUUUGGGGGCCUAAGAAAAUCUGGUGGCAAAGGGAAGAAACAAGAAAAAGAAAAUGCAAGGGGAUCUCUUGACAGCCGGGGCUCCCGAGAAUUGCUGGAAGACUCUGUUAACAACUUAUCUGCAUCAGAUUCAGAUUCUCCUAUUCCCACUUGCAUGCCUUUCUCUUGGUUUGGAGACAGCCAUAAAGAGCAUAGUUCUAGUAGCACUCUGAGCUUUUCCCAGGGUGGACAUGAUGUUGUCUUUGAACAGAGCCAAGAAAAGAACAGAAGCAAGACUCUAGAUGAUGAACCAUCAGGUACAGGGAAACAAAACCAGUGGCAUAGCAGACCCAUUUCUGAAUGGACAACACAACAAGUUUGCCAUUGGUUGAUAGGAAUGAACAUGGAGCAGUACAUCACAGAAUUCACAGCCAAGAAUAUAGAUGGACAACAGUUAAUGCUGCUUGACAGUGACAAGUUGAAGAACUUGGGAGUAAGCAGUCAAAACGAUCGAUCAAUGCUUAAGAAGAAAAUUAAAGAUAUUAAAAAAGCACAAGAAAAACUGGAGAAACAGAAAGAAAAGUUUCAAAAGAAAGAGAAAGAAGUUCGGAGGACUGGCAGAGUGGUAGCCACUGUAGAAUCAAGCUGCUAAAAUCAUUUAACACCAAUGUGCGAGUUACCUACCCUGGUGCAGUCUCCCGGGCUAAGCUGCCGCUACAGCAGUGUAAUGCUUCUUUAUUUUAGCAGACUUUACUUCCACUUAAAGAAGUGUAACAACUGUAUAUUACUGUAUAAUUUUGAAGGAGGGAGGGGGAAAUGAUAGUUUUACAACAUAGGCUUUUUUACCUGCAGUUUCCAUAAUACUUCCGCAUUUAUAUGAUUCAUUUAAAUGAAAUAUUUUUCAAUUUUUAUAUUUAGCUCAUUAACUUGUACUAAUGGAAAGUAAAUUAACUUUUUCAUAAAUAAUAUGUAUAUAAGUGUCCAGCUGUUCUCACUCUCUGAAGUGUCUGAUGAAAAGUGGUAUAUACAGUUUUGGAAAAAUAGGGUAUGAUACAAAUUACAUUAUAAUUUUGGGUGGAUACUGGUAUAGAAGCAGUAUCAGGUCAUUAUGUUCUAUUGGAGAUAGUUUGUUGUCACUAGUGCUGUAUAGAGAAAAAAUGAGUUUUUAAAAGUAAUAGAAAAUUAAUUUAAUCAAAUUUAAUGAAGUGUUCAAAAUCCUGUAUUUUCCAGAGUUCAUUUUAAAUUGAAAACAUAUUGUAGUAAUAUAAUUCAUGACUUCUUAGUUUCUUAUUUUCUAAAAUAACACGUAAUUUUCUAAAUGGUUGUAUGUUGAAGCAGGAUUUCAAAGUUUAUCAAGCAAUUUUAUACACUUUUGUAUGUAAUAGUUGUUUAGUUCAUGUGAUGGAUAAGUUCAGAUUGUAGUUCUUGCAUUAUGUUUUCCUAUUCCAGAUAGUUGAGGACCAAAAUUAUAUUUUUGCUAAUUUUUACAUGAAAUUGGUCUUCCAGACUUACUUCCAAAAUAGGAAUUCUCUGAAAAAGCAUCAAUAAGGCACUGGGAUUUCUGCAUUGUAUGCAAUUGCACUGUAGAUUACAAUAUGUCUUCCUUUUCAUGAGUAGGGUUUGUUCUCUGGAAUAGUGUAAAACACACAUGCCAUCUAUUGGGUAACAGUGCAAGCUGUUGUAGAAAAAUACACUACAUUAAAGUGACACUUUUGAAAAUGGAAUAAAUUUCAUUCAGAAAAAAGGAACUUGUUCUUUGGAAUUUUUAGUUAUGACAGUAAUGUGGAGGAAUUAGUACAUGCAUUAGUGGCAUACUCUCGUAACGAGACGAAAAUAAUUUUGUAAUAGAACAUUGAAAGCUGCUAGUUGUAUAGCCAAAUAGAAAUCCUGUCAGUGAGCAACUGGCAAAAUAAAGAGGUUUAAACUGGUC
Molecule: messenger RNA, 5682 nt
Organism: Varanus komodoensis (Komodo dragon)
Lineage: Eukaryota; Metazoa; Chordata; Lepidosauria; Squamata; Varanidae
Product: neurabin-2-like
Exons: 18
Coding region: 418-4404 (1328 amino acids)
Biological process (GO): calcium-mediated signaling; actin filament organization; neuron projection development
Cellular component (GO): postsynaptic density; dendrite; cytoplasm
Molecular function (GO): actin filament binding
Source: RefSeq, a predicted model, not a curated record